This is a messenger RNA of Lathyrus sativus (Indian pea), 525 nucleotides long. The record is from the annotation of a GenBank genome assembly. NCBI's taxonomy places the organism in Eukaryota, Viridiplantae, Streptophyta, Magnoliopsida, Fabales, Fabaceae.
AUGGGUCGUCGCAAAAUUGAGAUUGCGAGAGUGAAAGACUCUGCUGCGAGGCAAGUGACAUUCUCAAAGCGUCGAACAGGCUUAUUCAAAAAAGCAAACGAGCUUGCUAUCUUAUGCGGCGCACAAAUUGCUAUUGUUGUGCUCUCGCCUGGGAAUAAGCCUUACUCUUUUGGGCACCCAAGUGUUGAUGCUAUUGCGUCCAAGUUUUUUCAAAAAGAACUCAAUCGAAGUAAUGUUCGAGGAAACUCUUCUAUCAUCGAGGAUCUCAAUCAACAACUUGAUGAUUUGAGGGCACAAAUAAAUGUGGCUGAAAAUGAAGCUAAGGUCCAUGAUGAGAUCUUAAAUAAGCAUAAAGCUGAAAACUUCACUCAACUCAAGGAAUUGAAAAAUUUAUUUGUAGAGUUUAAGGAUACAGUGAAAUCACGUAUUUGUGAUAUAGAUAUAUCACAAUCUAUGAUCCUUCUUGCAAAGGAACCUGUUAUUGGAAUUAAAAACCAAGCUACGGAAAAGAGAAGAAAAAAUUAA